Neocloeon triangulifer is the source of this 4620-nucleotide messenger RNA. RefSeq lists its product as uncharacterized. NCBI's taxonomy places the organism in Eukaryota, Metazoa, Arthropoda, Insecta, Ephemeroptera, Baetidae. The transcript has 3 exons. The record is from RefSeq and is a predicted model, not a curated record. Bases 390 to 1664 code for a protein of 424 amino acids. Gene Ontology annotation, cellular component: membrane.
CGCCGCUGGCCGAGCACUGCUGCGAUUCUUCGGCGCCGAGAGUGACCAUGACGUAGACCACCCCCGCCCUCUUGCGUGGCCCGUGCGCGCGACAUGACUUCUCUUCUGGUCGGCCAGGUAGUGGUGCGACGACAUGUCAGUCGCUGCUGUGCCGCCGAACAAAAAUUACUCUCGUUGUGAAUUCUCGGUCCAGUCAGACAGACAGAGAGAUCAGCCGGCGUUGCGUGCUUUUUCGCCAGUGUGAUUUGAUUUGUGCUCUCGCGCACCGGUGUCCUCCCCAACGCUCUCUCACCACGUAGGCGAACAGAUGGAGUGGAACAUUUGUCUGGUGGUCGCGAGGUGAGCCGCGCGAGUCGCUGCACAAAGUGGAGCCGCCUGUGAUAUGCGAGAUGCUCUUGAAGAGGGCUAUGCGCUACUACCGCCUUUGGAUCUACGCGUGCAACGUGGCGCUGCUGGCGAGCGUCGUGGGCUUCGCGUGCGUCGCCGGACGCACGCUCGCGGACCCGCGACGCGCGCUCAUCCCCGCCGUGCGUUUCCUCUACCAACCCACUUUCCUCUACGCCUACCUGGCGCUGAUCGCGCAGGGCGGCGCCGUCCAGGUGCUCGGCUGCAUCGGCGCCCUCAGACUGAACGAGCGCCUCCUCGAGCUCUACUGGCUCCUGCUUUUCCUCCUCCUCUGCGGCGACGUCCUCAUCGGCCUCAGCUGGAUCCUCAGGUUUGACCAGAUCUGCGCCGAAAUCAAACCGACGCUGCAGGCUCGCAUCGCAGACGAGUACUCGUCCAACGCAGACUUCACAGACGUGUGGGACACUCUGCAGCGGAGCGCCAAGUGCUGCGGCGUGGCAGGACCUCGCGACUUUCUCCCCCUGACGCCGCAGAGUCCUGGCGAGGGAGGCAACAACACCACAAUCAUCGUUCCGCACAACCUGCAGGGGUGGUGGGGGUGGAGUAACGAGGGUGACGAGAGCAUCCUGGUGCCACAGAGCUGCUGCCGACCCGUGAUGGUUCUCGAGACCACCACCUCAGGGUCGCUGGCCAACGAGACCAUCAUCCUUCAGAGCAGGCAACGCUGCGAAGUCUUCUCCCUGGGUUGCGAGCAGCACCUGGUCAGGUGGCUCAGGUCGAACUCCGACAUGUUGCUGGUCAUCGGCUACUGCGUGGUGGCCUUCGUCAAGCUCACCUUCUUGGGCAUUCUGCACUAUGAAAUCAGGGAGAUGCUGCAGAAGAUCAAACUGAUGCAGCAGGAGAGGGAGGCGUUCGCCAACUCAGGGGCAGACCUGACCCUGGCCAACCACUACCAAGCCCUGCCGACCAACCUUCCCCCCUCCCCUGUGCACAUGAACCACCUGAACCACGCCCACGUGCCGUCGCCGCAGCCGACGUCCGUGCGGCAACAGCAACAGCCGCCGCCGCCGGUCCAGCAACAGCAGUCGCAGCCCGAAAGUUUUUUCGGCUCGUCGCCUCCGACAUCGCUGCAGGCGCAGAUGCUCUGCUCGCCGUCCCAGUUCUCGCGAUUGCCAAAUCACUUGCUGCGUUGCGGCGAGCUGGACGGCAACAACUCGGACACGGGCAGCCAUUGCGCCCUCAUUUCUCUCGACUGCAAAUCGAGCAGUUUCGAUAACAAUAACAAAGACACUAGUACGUCGCGCCAGACGCAGAUCUGACUAUUGUGGCGUAGGUACGGCACCAUAGCCUUAUAGCGUGAUGACGAGCUUAACUCGCGGCAGAUUCAGUUGACUAUUUAAAAUAAUCAGAAUACGUUCAAGGCAGCACGUUUGCAACUUUACCAAGAACCACCGUAUAAAUUAGAUGAAAUUGAUAAAAAGAUGAGAGAAGGCGGAUCCUUUUUGUGUCCAAGGUGAAGGAGAGAAGUUGACAAAUCAAAAUUACUCAUAAUUAUAUAUUUCACGGCAAUAUUUAUGUUCAACUUAUUUCAAAAAAAUGUUUUGUAUAUAAAAUAAACUUCCUAAAUUGGAAAUAUAUAGUCUGCGAUUUAUAUAGGGCUGGAAUCCCAGCUAGAAAUUUGAUUUUGUUUUGCCUGAAAAUUUUAGAAGAUCUAACUUUUUACCAUGGAAACCAAUUUUUGUUAUUUAUAUUCUUCCUGUUUUUGUACGUUAAGAACCAGUUUUGGGAAAGUAUCAAAUUUUGCCAAGGUUGCAAAUUACCUUUUUUAUUUUUGUUGUAGAAAUAAUUUUUUUAUCACUUCUUCUCCACAGUCUUCUAUUUUUAAACCAUUACAUAAAACUGAUCUUUUUUUUAAAUUCUCACUUCACUCAAACAUAUUGUAUAUAAUGUGAAAAGUAACUUAAAUGAAAUUUGAUCAACAAUAAAAUCCAUUUACAGAAUUGUAAGAUAUGAAAUUUAUUAAAAACAUUUUUUGCAACCUUUUAUUAUAUCUUCUGUACAAAUCCCCACACUUCUUUUCCUACUCUCAAAUGGACUCUGCCUUUUCUCGUAUUAAAAAGGAACCCUCCACGUUUUUGACAGGUUCGCGUUUGACUGAAAAAUAAGUUAAAAUACUCGACCAAAUUUGAUAAGCUUUGUAUCUACCAUGAAAAUUUUGAGCAAGGUUGUAAAAACGAUCGAUUUUUCUUCUGGCCAAGAGAGAUGGACAAAAUAAAUGUCUCGAGUUUUGAAAAGGGUUUUCACGAAACGGCACAACAUUCUGCAUGGGGGGGAAACGUCGUAAAAUUCUAUAAUAUCAAAGAUACACCCUUUCGGAUAUUCGGUGGAUUGGCCGGCCAGCUUGGUGGGCAGGCGAGCACGGUGCUUUACUUUUCAAGGUAAUGCCGCCGCAUUUUAUGGACAAUGAAUAAUAAAAUGAUAUGCCGACACUCCUCUCGACAAAUCAAUAGCUGACGGUGUGUUGAGACGAUAAAUAAUUCAUAGCUAUACACCCACAAAAGAGAGGCGGUCCUUGGACUAUAAACACAUCUCGUUUGCGCGGCGGACCUUCCACUAUAUAGAGCACUAUACUUUUUCGAAUAGAACUCUCCUCACUCACACGACACACAUGGCUGUAUCAAAAUUACUUUUGUAAAAAGCAGUGCGGAUGAGUGGACCUUUUUUGAGUGUGUGACCUGCAGAUAACAUCAGUGCCAGAGAGUAUAAUAACCGGGCCAAAAGGACGGAUAUUACAAAAAACAGACAGCAUUUCAAAUUUUCGCUACAUACCCGCCGGCUAAAUGCUGGUACUUUUCAAAAUAGAAAGAGAGCUCCUCUGUAUUUCUACACCCAGGAACAUUUUUUGUAAAACUCGGACUCUCGCCGUUUCAUUCCAUUCCGUAGUAAUAAUAAUGUCUUGAAAUGGAAAAACUGAUUCUUUUAUCUGUGGGAGAAAUAUUAAAUUUUUAAAAUAAUAUGUAAACUUUCGGUGUAAAUAUUUAAAAUUUUUACUCAAAUGUGCAGUUCCAGUGUAUUUAAAUUUAAAACAGAAAAUUCCUGAUUCUCCUUUGCAUUCACGUUGUUAAUGGGGCAGUGGAAUAUUCGUUUGAAAGCUUAUUUGAGAGCAAUACUAUACCUCGAUGCAAUGGUAAAAUUUCAAAAAGACUGAAUGGUAAAUAAAUUUUGAGGAAAAUGUCUUGCUUUUUUAUUAAUUAUAAAAGAUUUAAAUUAUAUAAUUGAAAUUUAAUUUUCCGUUGUUAUUUAAGAAUUGAAUGACAAUAAUUAUGGCAAAUUAUGUUGCAAAAAGUAAAUCAAUUUCGCUGCCCUAGUCUGUUGUAAUUCUUGUUCUUUGAAGCAAUAUUAUUUCAGGAAUCGUGUACCAUUCAAUGUAUUACGCCACUCAUCUGUGACUCUUAGCUGCGCAUGACCAGAAACAAUAAAAUCCGUUUUUAUUGUUAGCAUAAAUAAAUAUUAUUCAAAAAAGCCAAAUCAAAAUUUCCGUUCGGGAGAGAAAUUAUAUUAAAUUUUCGUCGUUACAAUAUUAAUGUUAUAGAAACUCAAUGUUCCAGAUGUACAAAUUCGCCUGAGUAAGUGCGAGACGUGAAUAAAAAUAGUCAACAAAAAAGGUUUGGUGCGUAUUUUAAACAGGGGGGCUGAUUUUAUCAAGUAAUCAAAAUACAUGGCAUCGACGCUGACCCACUAUCUGUGCGAACCUGCGCAUGACGCGCGGUUCAGAACUUGGACGCAAACGUGUAUUUUUAAAAAGGCACUUUUAUCAAAGUCACUUUAAAAUCUCACAAUUUACCUUUUACGAGAGAGCGAGAAAUAAUUAGAGCUUUAAAAUUAAACAAAAUUUAGCAAACAAGACAAUUUACAUUAAAUAAAACGCUAAUUAUAUAUAAACAAAAAUCAAUAGGGGCGAUUUCGAGCUACAAAUGAAAUCCAAACUAUGGACGUAUUUAAAAUCAAUUUGAAAAUCACAACAAGAAAAUUUUCAAAUCUAUUAUAAGUGCAUUUGAAACAGCAUGCAAAGGAGAAAGUAUGAAAACGAGAAGAGGAGGAAGAAGAAGAGCGCGUGAUAUGUUCAGUAAUUAUGAAACUAAUCAUCCAUCACAAUUAUAUGCGAGUGCGCGUUGCAUAGGAGUGUGUGUGGGUGUGCUUAUCAGGAGGGAGAGUGACAUUUACUUUAUUCUUAUGAGAAAAUGAUAAUAAAUUCAGGAGUUAGUGGAAUUAUAA